UAGGUCUUGCAACCGACUUAAGAAAAAAAAAGAAGAAAAAAAUUGACAGUACAUGCCCAUCAGCAUGUCAGGCCAAGACGAGAGUGCCCUGAUUGAGAGAGUGUUCCUCCGUAUCGGAUCUGCGGAAACAGAUGAACAGUUCCAGACAGCACUGGGAAAAUUCCUGUCUCCAGUGAUACUAAAACUUAACAGCUCAGAUGAAUCUGUUAGAAAGAAGGUGAUGGAACUCUUGGUCCACAUCAAUAAGCGAUUAAAGAGUCGUCCAAAUGUACAACUUCCAGUAGAUACUCUUAUCACACAGUUCCAGGAUCCCUCAGCCUCCUCAAUUAUAACGAACUUUUCCAUCAUCUACAUUAAGAUGGGAUUUCCUCGCCUGGACAAGGAGAAGCAAGCCACUCUUGUUCCACUUCUGAUUAACUGUCUGAAGGGCAAGCCACAAUCACAGAGAGACAGCCUCUUGCAGCUUUUGAUACCAGCUAUGCAGUACAUUAAAUUCCCAAGUGAUGCCAAACAGCGCCAGGCUGUAUAUGGCCUGACGGAUCAACACCAGACAUCAGGUGUAUUACUGGAUUAUAUGAUGGAUCUUCUCCUCCUACCAUACAGUGCCCAUGUGGCAGCCAUUCAAAACAGGCCCUCAUCGGCCCAGCCUGAUGCGACGCCCCCACCCACAGCACCAGUUACCCCUACCCCACCAGGCCUCAGUGAAUACUCCUUCAGAAGAGUGGCCGGAGACAAUGCACUCACACCUGAAGCACUUGAAAAGGCAAAGAUUGGGGUGCUCAAGUUUCUGGGGGCAGGCAUUCUGGCAGAGGAAGAUGUUAUCUGUCACUACAUUGUAGCAGCUGCUGACACACGACACAGUGUUGCAACAGCAGCUGAUAUGGAACUGAAAAGAAUAUUAGGGAGUAUAGACUGGAAUAAUCAGGCCAUUAUAAAGCAACUGUUCAGUGUAUUCCAGGGGACAGUGGAUAUCAAGGGCAAGACAGAAACAAAGCCUGAAUUAAAAAGAAAACCAGUGUGUACUCGCAUACGUCUGAAAAUAUUCCCUUACUUCCUGAAAUCAAGAGAAGCUUGCAACACAUUUCCAUCCUGCAUCCAGGUGACAUUUGACUGUUUGUAUGGACAGACAACUAAUUCUAAACUGAAACUGAUGGCAACCCAAUUUGUACACCACCUUUGCCUACACUGUGCUGAUAACAAAUUUGCGCCAAUAGGCCCAGUACUGCUGUCUGGGAUGGUUAAACUUGUAGGGGAAGCUAAGGAGGAUGCCAAGUUACGAGGUCUGGCUUAUGUAGCUGCUGGAAAGAUUGUGAGGCGGUCUCCACAGAUUGUUAGCAAGGAUAUAGGCAUUGUCCAGAAGUUUUUUGAUGCCAUGUGUCAGGAGGAUGCAGAAACACGACUAUCAGUACAAGAAGCAUUGUCUCUGAUGUCAGAGGCUUUCCAUGACAUCAGUGGUACUAAUGCAACACUCAUGGAGGCACUAGUAAUGCAGAAUAUUGACAAGGAACAGCCCCAAGCUCGUCUAGUUGCAGUACAGUAUGCCAAGGCUGUGUUUCCUACCGACCACAUGCCAUCAAGAUAUGUUCUCUUAUUGGCCAGUGGUGACAAUAAGGAAGAUGUACGCACAGAAGCUAUGAAGGCACUAAAAUCUAAACAAACAACAGAGAAAGUCCCUUCUAAAUCCUCAGCUAAAGAGGAACUACCGAAGAUGCCAAAGUUCUCCAGUGCCAUGAUGUAUAUCAAACAAAAGGCUGACCAAAGAGUGUUGACUCAGCAUAAAGUGACGGCAGGGAACCAUGUGAUGGCCUUCAACUCCAUAGCUUAUGAACAGAUGGUACUGUACCUGAGGUCCUGUUUGGCUUGUGAAGCUGGUGUUAUCCCCAAUACUGAUUCCUUAAGUGACAUGCAAGACCAAGCUCCUGCUAUAUCCAAAUUCCUGUUGGGGAUGCUGAAUUCUGACUCGCUACAGACAUACAUUGACUUCAUCAAACACCUACUCACAGUUGUUGGAGGAACAUCCAGUAUGUACUGUCUGUUAGAACUUGUGUCCAUGGCACCUGGUAAACUUUCCUCACAAUUCAUGAAGAACCUGGACUGGAUAAAGCGCUACAUUUUCUCUAGUAAGGAUGAACUGAAGACAUAUGCCAGCCAGCUCCAUGCCACAGUCCUUUGUCAUCAAGCGGACAAGACCAAGAUUAGUGAUGCCAUCUUAGAAUUAUCUGACAAAAUUUCUAGCAAAAGUUUUGAAGUACAGCAGGGGUCAAUCAUCGCCCUGGGUUACCUGAUUGGUCAAUAUCUGAGGAUGAACUCCAAUGGUAUGGAGACUGACAGUAGUGUGGAUGCCAAGCUCUCAGCUGCCAUGGGUACUGCUGUACAUAAUAUAGUAAAACUUCUGAAGCCAACAGAUGAGGUCCCCGAUCCUUUAUUACCUUCUAUAUGUCUGGCCAUUGGGGAGAUUGGCAGGAACUCAGCACUGCUGCUGCCAUCUGGUGCAGAAGGAGAUGGUCAGGAAAAGAUAACCAAGCUUUCUUUGAUUAAAGUACUAUUAAAAAUGGUCACAUCAGGAAAGGAGACCAAUAAGACAAAAGAAAAAGCAGCACUCUGUCUAGGCUACAUAUGUGUGGGUGAAGAAGAAUUUCCUUAUCGUAGGAAAGUCAUCGAGCAAAUGAUGGAAGCUGCUCAGGCUAAACAGAUAGAGUUGAAUAUGACAAUUGGGGACGCAUUGGUAUUCAGUGCCCAGGGUAUCACUUCGGCUGCAGCCAGAAAUGUGUGGACAGAGACAGUUGAGGAAUUCAAUAGCCGGACUAGUAAGAGUGUGAAUGAGGUGGCAUGGUACAUGGAUCUGCUACUCAACAAGUACAUUGUCAAUGUCAACCCACACCUGCGACAGGCUGCUUGUAUAUGGCUGCUGGCAUUAGUAAAGAGCUGCAACAUGCAUGAGGCACUUCAGUCAAAUCUUCUGGAGAUCCAGAGAGCAUUCAUGAAGAUGUUGUCAGAAAAUGAUGAUGUAACUCAGGACAUAGCAUCUAAAGGUCUUGGUCUGGUGUAUGAGGUUUGCUCCUCCAAACAGAAGGACCAGCUUGUGGCUGAAUUGGUUGACACUCUAAUGACAGGCAAGCGAGCAAAACAAGAAGUAACAGGUGAAAGCAAGAUCUUUGAACAAGGAUCCAUUGGAAAAACUCCCGAUGGUGGAAGUCUGUCAACAUAUAAAGAGCUUUGUUCUAUGGCCAAUGAUCUCAACCAACCUGACCUGAUCUACAAGUUCAUGCACUUGGCCAAUCACAAUGCUAUGUGGAACUCUAAAAAGGGAGCAGCUUUUGGAUUUAGCACCAUAGCUGCCCAGGCUGGUGAACAGUUAGCACCAUACUUACACAAGUUGGUGCCCAGACUUUACAGAUACCAGUUUGAUCCUAACCCAAAGAUUCAGCUGGCCAUGAGUAGUAUCUGGCAGGCUGUUGUACAAGAUAACAAUAACACAGUAGAAAAGUACAUGAAAGAAAUUGCAAAAGACUUAAUAAAGAAUCUUACCAACACUCAGUGGAGAAUAAGAGAAUCAAGUUGUCUGGCGGUGAGUGACUUAUUGCGAGGACGCCCUGUAGAUGACAUUGUAGAUCUGUUACCUGACUUGUGGGAGAACUGUCUUCGGGUCAGAGAUGACAUCAAGGAGUCUGUUCGGAAUGCAGCAGAUGUGGCUUGUAGAAGUCUUAGUCGUGUAUCUAUUAAAAUAUGUGAUGUCAACUACGGCAAGGUAGGAGAGCAGGCGACUAAAGCAGUACUUCCUUGUUUAUUGAAAAACAGCAUUCAGAGUUCGGUGUCAGAAGUCAGGGCAAUAGGGUUGUCUACCAUACUGAAAAUUAGUAAGAAUGCAGGAUCCCUGUUGAAGCCACACAUUCCUAUUCUGGUCACAGCCUUGCUGGAGGCAGUCAGUGGUUUGGAGCCUCAGGUCCUUAACUACUACAGUCUCCGUGUCUCCGACAGUCAGGCAGCACAAGAUCAGUUGGACAGUGCAAGAAUAGCUGCAUCUAAGAUGUCCCCCAUGAUGGAAACAGUCAACUUGUGUGUCCAGUAUGUAGAUGAAGAAGUGCUGACAGAAUUAGUUCCUCGUAUUACAGAUCUCAUUAAAAGUGGAAUCGGCAUUGGCACAAAGGCCGGAUGUUCCAGCUUUGUAAUCUCACUUGUGCAUCACUGUCCCAAAGAUCUCUCACCACAUGCAGGUAACUAUAAAAUGUGUAGUGAAACGGCGUUCCUCUUUUUACAAUACACAUAUUCAUGCCUACAGUACAUUCCAUGCUCCUAUAUUGAUCGCUUGCACAUACAGAUGAAACAAAUUUAUUUUACAUGCCUUUCCUUGACAGAGGAGUCAGCAAGAUUGGCAUGUGGAUUAACACUUCAUUCCAUGAGCCAACACAGUCCAGAUAUUUUAAAAAGACACGCCACUCUGGCCAUGCCACUUGCUUUUUUUGCAAUGCAUGAACAGAAGCCUGAGGAACAAAAAUCCAAGAAUCCAGAGGACAGUCUGUCUAUCUGGGAUGAAGUGUGGCUGGAGGUCACACCAGGUACAGAGGCUGGAAUUCGUCUUUACAUCCAGGAAAUUGUCCAGAUCCUUAGAGAGAGCAUUGAGUCCCAGUCCUGGAACACCAAGGCACAAGCAGCACUCUCCAUGGCAACAGUUGCCUCUAAACUGCAGGCCCAAUUAGGCCCACCUCACCUAGGCAACCUGCUGUCAGCUCUUCUGAUUGGUCUACAGGGCAAGACAUGGACAGGAAAGGAGGCACUAUUACAAGCUGUUAAAACAGUGUGUACCUCAUGCAAAAAAUCUAUAGAGAAUUCGGACACAGAAGGUCAACCCUCAAUUUCACAGGUUGUAGAGGCUGUAAUGAAGGAAUGUAGGAAGGAGAGACUGGCCUACAAGCUAGAAGCCCUACAGUGUAUGGGUAGUAUACUGGAGGAGUACAAACUAGACCACUUCAAGGAUAUGUGGGAUAUUCUAUCCCCAACCCUUCUCAAGAAAGACAAAGAAGACAAGGAAGAGGACGAUGACGAGAUCAAACCUGAACAGAAACAAAAUCAAUUGUUGUGUUAUUAUGAUGUUCUAGGGCAAGCCUGGCCUUACUCACAGUCUACUCAAGAUGAAUACUCACAAAGAUUCCAUGAACUACUGUGUUCUUCCCUUCCAAGAAACACCUGGAAGAUCCAGACCAGCUUACUGAAAACCACACACAAGUUUCUUGACAGACACUGCUGUUUCUGUGCCAAGCGUGUAUCGGAGCAUCCUGAGCAGUGUAAACCUUUGUUAGAGAGAACACUGGAGGUGGUCAUUCCAUGUAUGGAAAAUCUGAAAUACACUGUGAUACGAACAGAGGCGCUGAAUGUGAUAAAACUUAUUGUUAACAGACUUAAAGAAAGCAGUAAUUUAAGAAUAUUGUCAAAUGCGAUUGAACAACAAAUAACAGAGUGUCUGACAGUCACAGCUAAAGGAGAAGUCAAUCCAGAGCUGAAGGAUAGUGCCAAGGAACUGCUCAAAUCAGUACAGGGAUCCACCUCCUGAUCUAAGCUCCCUAUGCAUUGAUUUAACAUAUCUUUCCCUAUAGAUGUCAGAAACAAUUGACUGAUCAAUGACCAAGUCAUGUUCAGUUGAACUUCGCAAUUAUCUGUGUCAAGUUUUGUGUACUCAGUAAUCAGCCAUAUCUAGUUUCAUCAACACAAUAUAAUCUAAGUUUCUCAAUGAAAGCUUGAGAAGAUUAUUUCUUUAAACAUUAUUAAAAGAUUACAACAUCUAUAAAGUGAUUUCAUUUCUCACAAAAAAUAUAUCUUGGACUUGUUACAAUUUUUACUUGAAGUGCUGAACAUCUUUUUCCUUGUUGCCAUGAUCUUUCCCAUGUAAUGUUGUUUAUGAAUCAUGUUUUGUACAUGGAAUACCUUUUUGAAGUGCUACACUCUGUUGGUAGAAUUCACUUUGUUUAUUGAGGAAAUUUGCUACCUUAGGAAAUGUUUUCUAGAGAAUAAGUUUCCUGUCUACAGUAUAAGUACUGAUUGAAUAUAUGAACUCCUUACUAACGUUAUCCUGUGAUACAAAACAGUGAUAGAAAACAGUGACUAUUUGUGCUCUUGUCUUUGUGAUGCUUGAUUUGACAGUUUCAAGUAGGAAGUCUCUGUUAAAACAGGUGAUAAACAUUGUUCUUGAUAUGAUAAGCAAAGAAAUGGUAGUUUUGUAGAAAAGUUUCCACAUUUAUUAAAUCAGCCAGAGAAUUUCUACACCUUAAAGUAAUAUGAAUCAUUAGAAUAGAGAAUGUCAUCCAUGCAAAAUGUAACAGUUUACACUUCACUGUAAUCACUGAAUCUGCCCCAACGAAUGAAUUGAAAGGAACUUCAUCUGAACAAGAUGAAGAAUGAUUGUGUUAAUGGUAAUAUACAGUUUCUUUAGAUUACAAAUAAGCAAAAUUUUGCUUAAAAAUGCAAGAAAUAAAAGAUAAGUAAAAAUAAUAUGAUGCACAGAAUUCUUGUGUUGUUGAAGAAGUGUUUUAGCAUACAGUUAGACGAUCUAUUUGUUUCUGUAUUUACUGAGUAAAACUGAUAUUAUUACUGGUUUAUUUGAAUAAAAGAUCUCAAAAGGUAAUUAUUUUCAUAUAGUUGUGUUUGUUUUGAGCAACAUUAGGGUAAUUGUUGUGUUGGAUAGAAGAUUCACACCAAUACUUCUGUAUUUCUUUUCUCAGUAACAAGAAAGUACUAGUUGUUUGACAAGUACUGUUACCUGUCAGAAAAGAAAAUAUGCAUAACCUGGUAUUCUGGAAAUCUUAACUGGAUAUCAAUGUUUUGAAAAGAACUUGUGACCGGAAUGGUCGAAAUGUUUAGGAUUAGCAACUUUGGCGUGUUUAGGAUAACAGUAGUUCUAAUUUUGUUUGGAUCAAUCAUGUCAUAUAAAUAACUUUUUUUUCACUGACUGGUUGAAAUUGAUAUCCAGACACAUUUUACACGAGCAUUUGUUACAACUGUUGUUUUCUUCCUCACUAAUGGAAGUAAAUAUCAAUUACAAAUGUUUGAACAAUUAUUUAUAUUGCAAUCAAUUAAUGACUGUCACAUCAAGUAGAGAUAAUUUCACAUUUUUCAUUUUGAAUUGAUGUUUAUUUGAUACUAUAAAGUUUCAUUACCCGGAAUUAAAAAAGUUAAAAAUACAAGACUGCAGUAUGU
This is a messenger RNA of Ylistrum balloti, 7188 nucleotides long. Its product is annotated as proteasome adapter and scaffold protein ECM29-like. The coding region runs from base 53 to 5548 and encodes 1831 amino acids. Gene Ontology annotation, molecular function: molecular adaptor activity. Gene Ontology annotation, biological process: proteasome assembly. The transcript has 48 exons. Gene Ontology annotation, cellular component: nucleus; cytoplasm. The record is from RefSeq and is a predicted model, not a curated record. NCBI's taxonomy places the organism in Eukaryota, Metazoa, Mollusca, Bivalvia, Pectinida, Pectinidae.